AUGGCAAAGAGGUUGAAGUGUGUCUUGCCAAAGCUCAUUGAUGAGAGUCAAUCUGCUUUCCUACGGGUGAGGGUUAUGCUAGAUAGCGUCCUUAUAGCAAAUGAGGUUGCCCAUGAUGCUAAAAGAAGGGGAGUACCAACCAUGGUGUUCAAGGUUGACUAUGAGAAGACGUAUGACUCUGUGAAGUGGAGUUUCCCCUUCUAUAUGCUUGGGAGAAUGAACUUUCAUGAAAAGUGGAUUGAAUGGAUUCAAGGAUGCUUGUGUUCUUCAACGGUGUCGGUUUUUGUCAAUGAUAGCCUCAUGGAAGAUUUCAAAAUGGAGAAAUGCCUUAGGCAAAGGGAUCUGAUUGCCCAUUUUCUAUUUCUCAUAGUGGCCGAAGGAAUAAGCGGGAUGUUGAAUAGUGCUAUCUCUCUUGGAAGGUUCUCUCCUUACACUUUUGGAAACUCUAGCUCCUUUAGUGUCUCUCUUCUCAAGUUCGAGGAUCACACCUUAUUUAUUGGUGAUGGUCUACUCAAAAUUGGUCACCUUGAAAAGUAUCCUCCGUUGUUUUGA
Molecule: messenger RNA, 552 nt
Organism: Lotus japonicus
Lineage: Eukaryota; Viridiplantae; Streptophyta; Magnoliopsida; Fabales; Fabaceae
Exons: 1
Coding region: 1-552 (183 amino acids)
Source: RefSeq, a predicted model, not a curated record